Molecule: messenger RNA, 1182 nt
Organism: Closterium sp. NIES-67
Lineage: Eukaryota; Viridiplantae; Streptophyta; Zygnematophyceae; Desmidiales; Closteriaceae
Source: the annotation of a GenBank genome assembly
ACUUUACUCGAGUCUGCUGUUAUUCAGCAAUUCAAGCCUUCAGAGUGCUCACCCGAACUCCAGGAGCCAUGAGUGCUGCUGACAUCCUAACCCGGGUCGAUGUUAUCAGACGGCGUUAUGAGCCGUAUACAAAGGAGACAGUUGCGAAAGAAGAUGCGACGGACAGCUUCAUGACCCUGUACGCGGCGAUUACGGUAGAAGUGGAGGAGGUGGUCGAGAAAUCCAAUGGAGCUAUCAUUGAGAAGAAUCUGGCCAAGGUUGCGGUCCUCAAUGCCGAGAUCAGGCGAGCUAAAGACAUUCUGCAAAAGGAGAUUCAAAGGCUCGAAAGGCUCGCACAUAGGAAGGUCAAAGGAGUUUCUCCUGACGAGUCCGCGAGGAGGCCAGAAAUGGUCAGAAUGCUUUUGGAAAAAGUUCAGGCGAUUCCUGAUGGCAUCGCUAGAGGCGUUGGGAGGACUGUUGCGUCUGCACGGGGAAUUUCAGACGUCCAAAUUGACGCUCUCGAAAUGGGCGACUCUGGACCAACAGGGGAUCAUUUUGUUUCAACGGCUGAGUCUCGGGCAUUCCGAAGUGAAUAUACUCGCCGAGUCCAGAAGCAGGAUGUCGAGCUGGAGUACAUCUCUAGCGGUCUUGAAAAACUGAGGCAUCUUGCCCAGGACAUGAACGAGGAAAUGGAUCGUCAAGAGCCAAUGCUAGAAGCAGUAGAGAACAAGGUGAACUCGACGACGCAAACUUUGAAGAAUAAUAAUAAGAGGUUGAAGGAGAUUCUUACGGAGGUUCGGUCACCGAGGAAGUUCUGCAUCGACCUGAUACUUAUCCUCGUUCUUCUUGGUAUUGGAGCUUAUCUCUAUAGUGCUCUCAAGUGAGACGAAAAUUUUGGUGACUUUCUUUCCAUUCACUGGAGAAGCAAGAGCAGUCUUCCGGCCAUCGGAAAAUGCGUGGUUUCUUCAUCCCGGGAGCCUUCACUUCACGAUUUCCUUUUUAUGCACGGCAUGUUGACGCGCACAGAAACAAGAGAUUAGUUGUGGCAGGUUAUCAAUUUCCAGACACGUCAGUCCUAUUCCGAGCUAGACAACAUAUGAAGAGUCCAAAUGCUUACACUAUGCUCUUGUACCGUACUUCAGCUCUACAGUGCCAAAUUGUCAAUGCCCAAUCUAGAAAGCUUGAUUUCAUGCUACUCGUAAA